This is a messenger RNA of Homarus americanus (American lobster), 1425 nucleotides long. It is a transcript of the gene Trmt61, whose product is annotated as tRNA (adenine(58)-N(1))-methyltransferase catalytic subunit TRMT61A-like. Bases 229 to 1344 code for a protein of 371 amino acids. The record is from RefSeq and is a predicted model, not a curated record. Gene Ontology annotation, cellular component: tRNA (m1A) methyltransferase complex; nucleus. Gene Ontology annotation, biological process: tRNA methylation. The transcript has 8 exons. NCBI's taxonomy places the organism in Eukaryota, Metazoa, Arthropoda, Malacostraca, Decapoda, Nephropidae.
GGCAACACAUGUGUCAGAUGUAAACAACACUAGUGACGGUGUGAGGCAGUAAAACAUUGCUGAUACUUAGCUAUUUUAUGCUCUAUGCACGAAUGGGGAGCAACUAGAUUGGGAGGAUGCUUAUAUCGAAUCUGACUUGUGCGCAGUGGUCAAGAGGAGGUUUUGGAGGGGGAGCAGAUAGACUGUGACACUGGCUUUAGCAGAUUUGUUUGCUAUACAUACAUAGCCAUGAGCUUCAGUGAAAGCAAAGCGUUAAUUGAAGAAGGGGACACUGUUAUAUUAUACAUUGGUGUCUCACAAAUCUAUGCCCUGGAGGUGAAACCUAAAAUAACCAACAAGCUUGGACAGCCUGUUGACAAUGUUUUUCAAACACGCUAUGGAUCACUAAAAGUGAUGAAUCUCAUUGGAGUGAAGUUUGGAUCCAAGGUGAGCUUGUCCAAAGGCUGGGCUCAUGUGCUUUACCCAACUCCUGAAUUAUGGACAGUGACACUGCCACAUCGUACACAGAUCCUCUACACACCUGACAUAUCCAUGGUAGUGACACAAUUGGAGAUUGGUCCAGGAUCAGUGGUGUGUGAGGCUGGUACAGGAAGUGGAUCUCUCUCUCAUGCUUUACUUCGUGCUAUUGGACCAACAGGCAGACUGUACACAUGCGACUUUCAUAAGGAACGAGUUCAGGUAGCUUUGGAUGAGUUCACUCACCAUGGUUUUGGCCAGAGGGUGACUGUGUCCCAUCGUGAUGUCUAUGUUGAAGGAUUGGGAGUAGAAAAUGAGGCUGAUGCAGUGUUUCUAGAUCUACCUAGACCUUGGGAAGCUCUUCCUCAUGCAGUUUCUUCAAUCAAGGCUUCAGGUGGUAGAAUCUGUUCCUUCUCACCUUGUAUUGAGCAGGUCAGUCGAGCAUGUGAGCUUAUGGCUUCAAUUGGUCUGCAAGAAAUUACAACUCUGGAGUGUUUGGCAAGAGAAUUUCAGGUGAAAUACAUCUCUUUACCAGUCUUAUCAAAUAGGAAAGAGGCACCUGAAAAUCUGCAGAAAAAUGUGUUGGAAGAAGACCUGCUAGAAUCACAUAAAAAGAGAAAAUUUGAAGAUAAGCCCCUUGAGAAAAGUGAUAUUUGUGAGGAUAACUGCCAAACAAGAAGAACUGAUACAGAAAUUGAAAUAAAACAGGAAAACCCAUCAAGCAGUGCUGGGCAACAGCAAAAUAAUGAUUUUCGAUUUAAGACUGGUGUUACACAGCUGAAAAUGCCAGGGCACACAGGAUUUUUGACCUUUGCAACUGUGCCUCCUGGUCUGAGAAAAGUCACAUUAUUUCCCAAGACUUUGUCUGAAGAUGUUUCUGUUUUAUAAGUUUGAAAGUUUUUUAAAAUUCCUUGGUAUGUUUGUAUUUUUUGUCCAGUUGAAAUUAACUACUAAAGUUUACUAUGUGUA